Molecule: messenger RNA, 749 nt
Organism: Rosa chinensis
Lineage: Eukaryota; Viridiplantae; Streptophyta; Magnoliopsida; Rosales; Rosaceae
Product: pantothenate kinase 2-like
Exons: 5
Coding region: 12-749 (245 amino acids)
Biological process (GO): coenzyme A biosynthetic process
Cellular component (GO): nucleus; cytosol
Molecular function (GO): ATP binding; pantothenate kinase activity
Source: RefSeq, a predicted model, not a curated record
CUGAGAAAGACAUGGCUCCGGUCACCGGAAGUUCGAUUCACCGGUCGGGCUCUCGGCCUCAGUUGGACCUCAGCAAAGCUGCUAUUCAGGGAACUUUUGAAGAGAGGGACCCUACAAUUUUGUUGCCUAAUCAGUCUGAUCACUUGUCUCAUCUGGCUUUGGACAUUGGAGGAUCUCUCAUCAAGUUGGUGUAUUUUUCUAGACACGAAGACCAAUCAAUUGAUGACAAAAGGAAGAAAACUUUGAAGGAGAGACUGGGUAUUUCCAAUGGUAGUCGAAGAAGCUACCCUGUUCUUGGUGGAAGGCUUCAUUUUGUGAAGUUUGAGACGACCAAGAUUAAUGAGUGCUUAGACUUCAUUUAUUCUAAACAACUUCACCGUGGAGGGAUGGAUGUUCGUAUUUGGAAUCCUGAUGCCCCAACCAAUGAAAAUGCUAUAAUUAAGGGUUCCCCAAAGGCUGCAGCCUUUGAGCGUAAGAGUAAUGGCGAAUUGCAUAUGAUUGAUGAUUCAACUCCCGAGGUUUCUCUCACUCUCCCUUACGCCAAUUUCGAUUUUCUUAAUUUCAUAAUGGGUUGUGCUUUUCUCUUGAGCAGUGAUGGUGCAGCUUCAUUGGUGCUAGUGAGUGGGGAAAAUGCACUUGAACUUGGGUUACAUGCUCUUGUUCUUCAUUCCUCUGGAAAACCAACCCCUUUGGUACUGUAUCAUGCUCUUCUGCUGCAAUAUGUGCUAACUCGUGAAGCUUCACAAUAA